Molecule: messenger RNA, 904 nt
Organism: Eublepharis macularius
Lineage: Eukaryota; Metazoa; Chordata; Lepidosauria; Squamata; Eublepharidae
Gene: TCF15
Product: transcription factor 15
Exons: 2
Coding region: 6-554 (182 amino acids)
Biological process (GO): regulation of transcription by RNA polymerase II; developmental process
Molecular function (GO): DNA-binding transcription factor activity, RNA polymerase II-specific; RNA polymerase II transcription regulatory region sequence-specific DNA binding; protein dimerization activity
Source: RefSeq, a predicted model, not a curated record
UAGCCAUGGCCUUCACCAUGCUGAGACCUGUGGCUGCCCACGUGCUGUACCCAGACCUGAGCCUGCUAUCAGAGGAGGACGAGGAGAACCGCAGCGAGAGCGAUGCCUCCGACCAGUCCUACGGUUGCUGUGAAGGCCACCCCAAGAUGGCCAGGAAGCCGGGCCAGGUGGUUGUGGUGAAACAGAGGCAGGCGGCCAACGCCCGCGAGAGAGACCGGACCCAGAGCGUCAACACGGCCUUCACGGCCCUGCGCACCCUCAUCCCCACCGAGCCCGUCGAUAGGAAGCUGUCCAAAAUCGAGACCUUGCGCCUGGCGUCCAGCUACAUCUCUCACCUGGCCAACGUGCUUCUUCUGGGGGAAGGCUGUGAAGAUGGGCAGCCUUGCUUCAGCACCAUCUACGGCUCCAAAGGGGAAAGGGAAGCCAAGCAGCCCCGCAGCAUCUGCACUUUCUGUCUCAGCAACCAGCGGAAGGGGGGCAGCCGGCGGGAACUUGCCGGGGGAAACUGCUUGAAGGCAAGAGGGGUGAACCAGCUGAAGGUGCUACGGCGAUGAUCUAGCAUUUGGACAACCGUCUGUUUCAGGAGCCAAGCCAAGAUGAGAUUCACACCUCAGACAGCUGAGUUUGAUGUUCCGGACUGGGACAGGGGGGUGGGAGUAAUAGAACCCAGGGUGCCUGGUGCAUGCGAGUAGCAAACCUCAGUUAUGAAGCAACUCCCCACAUUGUGGGCUUGGAGGAGACAGAAUGGGGUGGAAGCUGACUUGGACUGCGGUGCAGCAAGAAAGGACGAAAGAGUCAAAAGAGAGGGAGCACAAACAUUCCCUGGACAUCGGCCUGGCCCCCUGGAGAUGUCCCCCCACCCUGAUCCCCCCCGAUAGGAGUUGGGACGUGAGAACUCUGUGAG